Messenger RNA from Spizellomyces punctatus DAOM BR117, 533 nucleotides. RefSeq lists its product as uncharacterized. The record is from RefSeq and is a predicted model, not a curated record. Lineage: Eukaryota; Fungi; Chytridiomycota; Chytridiomycetes; Spizellomycetales; Spizellomycetaceae. The transcript has 2 exons. The coding region runs from base 156 to 410 and encodes 84 amino acids.
UUUUUCAACCCCGCUAAUGCUCCAUGCUAAAGUUUCCAGGUGCUAUAAAAAGGUGUGAAAGGCAAAUAUUUUGCCUUCGAUAAAUUACUGAGAAAAGAUCCAUCGUAAAAUCACUACUGCGAGCAAAUAUCAAUCCAACGUAAAUCCCAUACAUUAUGAGCUCCAACACGGAAUACCUUGACACCAGCCGCGCCGACGUACCCAUUACGACCGCGACGGGCGACCGCGUUUCGACGUUUGGCUCUGGAUUACAGCCCACUGCCGGUACGCAGUCUUCUGCCGAAUUACAAGACUCGACAGCAACUGCCGCCGCUCUUGCUUCUGCGGGGGCUCACACAACGCACAUUGACCACGAUGCCCCUCACACGGCGCAGGAGAAGCCUACUUUACCCAGGCAUGGAGGAUACUGAGGGAUCAGAAUCUUGUAUAAGCUCCCAAUCUCAUGUAUAAUGACUUUGAACAUAAAAUGAAUUAUUAGGUAAAAAGUAAGGCAAAUACACUGAAAAUUCCCCCCAGAAAGCUUAGCGUUGUAU